Phytophthora nicotianae INRA-310 is the source of this 684-nucleotide messenger RNA. RefSeq lists its product as hypothetical. Gene Ontology annotation, biological process: DNA recombination; double-strand break repair via nonhomologous end joining; response to X-ray. Bases 1 to 684 code for a protein of 227 amino acids. NCBI's taxonomy places the organism in Eukaryota, Oomycota, Peronosporomycetes, Peronosporales, Peronosporaceae. Gene Ontology annotation, cellular component: DNA ligase IV complex; DNA-dependent protein kinase-DNA ligase 4 complex; nucleus. Gene Ontology annotation, molecular function: DNA binding. The record is from RefSeq and is a predicted model, not a curated record. The transcript has 2 exons.
AUGUCGAUAGCGGAAAUUGUCGUGGUGGACGCGGACGCGUCCUCCACAUCGUCGCUGUCUCUCUUCGUGCAGUGCGCUCGUCUCGCUGCAGUUUCCUCUUCGACCGCUGCUAUUCGCGUGCAGCUGCUGGACCCUCCAACUUUAUACGAGGCCGAAGUCUCAUCCCGUCACAAGCCGCGAGUGCUCGACUGUUCCGGUGUCGAGUAUGUGGCGGCGGUGGAGACGGCGCUGAGUCCAGUGACAGACGCUAAGCCACGCUUCGAGUUCCGGUGGUCGAGACCAAAGCGCACACUGACGCUUAUGGAGCGCUCCGAGUUCGCCAUGAAAUUCUGCGCCAUCGAGUUCCAAGCCACGGAAAGUGGUGACAAAUGGCGUAUGUUACUGCACCAAGUGGCUGCCCAGCAGCAAAAAGAGAGAAAAUUAAUUGACAAUAAACGUAGCAGAGUGACGCAGCUAGAGGCACUGCUGGAACAAAAGAAAAAGCUACUGGAAACGGCAUUAACAGCCAAGCAGAGCACGGAAGACUGUCUGAUCCAGGGUUUCUGUGCCGUGUUGAACGCUAAGAAGGACGAGAUUAGGAGAUUACAGGACGAGGUGGAACUGGUGCAGAGCGGUGAAAAGGGCGAGGAAGGCGACGGGGGCCAAGUUGACGAGGAAGGAGGAAGAGAGUGGCGAGUCCAGUAA